GACUGUACUGAAAUUUUUGUCGACUUGUGCGAGUUUUUCGCGAAUAACCGAAAGGGUCCGUUCGACUCCCCCUAAAACUGCGAGGCGUUUAAGCUAACUUAUAGCACCCGAGUUGGUUCAGUCUAGGAUUAUGCUAUUUUGAUGUUAGUAUGCCAGUGUGGUAAAUACUUGUCAUUUUGUAAUGCUUCAUAAAUACUUCAUUGUUUUGAAAACUUAGCUUUAUUCUGCUACCGCCAAAAAAAAAACUGUUUUUACAUCAAACUUUGCAUUGAACUUUACCUCUGUCAAAGUGUUCCCUGACCCAUGUAGCGAUGGAGUGAUGGAGGCGGCCAGCACAGCUGCGGCCGCGGCGGCCGCCGUGGCCUCUGGCGGCGACGCAAAAGGCAUGGACAAGAAUACUUUGGUGGCAGUUCUACAAUUUCUGAACAAGAACAACCUGCAGGGAGCUGAGCAAGCGCUCAGGAAGGAGACGGGCUUCUUUGAUGCUGUGUCAGCCGCCGGAUCCGGCGGUCAGGCUUCGUCAGACGUCGGCACCGUUCUCUCUGUUUACAAGAGCGAGGGAGACCCGGAUGCCUACGUCAGCAACUAUGUCAGUCUCAAGGCGUUCGUGGAGAAGUCGCUGGACGCCUACAAGUAUGAGCUGGGCCAGCUGCUGUUUCCGGUGUUCGUGCACAUGUACCUGGAGCUAGUGUUCAACAACCACCCUGCCGACGCCGAGGCUUUUCUGGCGCGCUUCGGGCCGGACCAGGAGGACUUCUUUCAGCAGGAUGUCCAGAAACUGAGCCACGUUACGUGUCCGGAGCACAUGCAGGAAAAUGAGCUGAUACAGCAGUUCCGCUCUAGCGCCUACACGGUGCGCAUGUGUCGCGACAGCCACGUGCUGCUGAAGCGGCACCUCUCGGAGAAGCAACACAGUCUUCUGCUGGGCCUGGUGCAGGACCAUGUGGUGCUUGACGUGUUUGAGGGCGUGCCUCGCUCCAAGCAGCUCAUCCACCUCACGGCCGGCGCGCUCGAGGGCGAUCCCGGCAGACAAGUGAACAAGACCAAGAUGUUGUUUGGCCUUCUGAGGGAGCCAGACAUCCAGCUCACUGUGCCCGUGGAAGAAGACGACGAACCAGAAGGUGACGACAAGCCGAAGAAGAAGAAGGCAAAAAAGGACGCGCUCGUCUCCAAGAAAAGCAAAAACGACCCGAACGCGCCGAACCCCAGCCGAAUCCCGCUGGCCGAGCUCCGCGAUAUGGAUAAGCGCGAAAAGGCCAAGAGUCUGCGCGAGGCGAUGAAGCGCGCCACUCUUGGGCCCGACUCUUUGCCCUCCAUGUGCUUCUACACAUUCCUCAACGCUGCCGACAACGUCUCCUGUGUGACCCUCUGUGAGGACAGCAGCAUGAUGGCCGUCGGGUUCAGCAGCAGCACUGUCCGAGUGUGGAGUCUGAUCCCGCAGAAGCUCAGAGCCAUGAAGUCUGCUGAUGAGCUGGCCGACAUUGACAAGGAUGCGGACGACGUCCUGGUGCGGAUGAUGGACGAGCGCUCGGCGGAGCAGAGCCGCACUUUGGCGGGCCACUCGGGGCCCGUGCACGGCGUCAGCUUCUCGCCGGACCGGACGCUGCUGCUCACGUGCUCUGAGGACGGCACCAUCCGGCUGUGGUCGCUGCAGACCUGGAGCUGCCUGGUCUGCUACAAGGGCCACGUGUUCCCUGUGUGGGACGUGCGAUUCUCGCCGCACGGACACUACUUCGCCUCCGGCGGCCACGAUCGGACGGCGCGCCUGUGGGCCACCGACCACCACCAGCCGCUCCGUAUCUUCGCCGGCCACCUCGCCGACGUCGAUGUGGUGGAGUUUCACCCCAACUCGAACUAUGUCGCCUCGGGCAGCAGCGACCGGUCGGUGCGCGUGUGGGACGUCAGCACCGGCAGCUGUGUCCGCGUCCUCACCGGACACAAGGGUGUGGUGUACGCGGCGGCGUUCUCGCCGGACGGCCGGUUCCUGGUGUCGGGCGGUGCCGACGGCGCCGUGCUCUGCUGGGACCUGGCCAGCGGCCACCUGACGGCGGCGCUGUGUCAGCACACGGACACCGUCUGCUGCGUCCAGUUCAGCCGCGACGGCGCCGUGCUCGCCUCCGGCGGCAUGGACGACUGCAUCAAGCUGUGGGACUUCCAGAAGGCCACCGAGGACUCGCUGGCUGAGGAGGUGGGCGCCGCGCAGCCGGCCGACGCCAAGGUCGGCGCCGAGCUGGCGCUGGCCUCCUUCGCCACCAAGCACACGCCCGUUCUGGUGUUGCACUUCACGCGGCGCAACCUGCUGCUGGCCGCCGGCCCGCUGCAGACGUAGGCGGCGCGCCCUCGCACGCGCGCGCCACUCACCUGAUACGCCGCUGCCCGCUGGCGUGUCCUCGCCCGGGCCAUCACUGCCCGCUGGCAGAACCAUUUUCUUUGCAUAGUGCAUGUGAAUACAUGAAAUUUGUUUGAAAAA
Amphibalanus amphitrite is the source of this 2470-nucleotide messenger RNA. Its product is annotated as transcription initiation factor TFIID subunit 5-like. Bases 320 to 2329 code for a protein of 669 amino acids. The transcript has 2 exons. Gene Ontology annotation, molecular function: protein binding; RNA polymerase II general transcription initiation factor activity. Gene Ontology annotation, biological process: transcription initiation at RNA polymerase II promoter. The record is from RefSeq and is a predicted model, not a curated record. Gene Ontology annotation, cellular component: transcription factor TFIID complex. Lineage: Eukaryota; Metazoa; Arthropoda; Thecostraca; Balanomorpha; Balanidae.